AUGAAUGGGGACCUCAGUUUAUCGAGGGCCCUCGGAGGAUUACGAAUAGCAAAUCCAGACGAUGCGUCUCCGAACAAUCGCCAAAAUGUCGACGCACCCGCUCAUACCGAUCAACAAUACGAUGCCCCUUUAGCACCCUUGAACGACCCCAGCGCCGUACAAUCUACUUCCCCAAAUGCCUCAAAUCCUUCGCCUGAAGGUGUUCUGUCCUCAAUAUCUCACGGCCAGUCUCCCGAAGGGCUUCGCAACGCCCACCAUGCCCCUCAUGCCCAAGUCGAACCGCACCGAACAAGCCUCGGCACAGCCAUGCGAGCAGAUGCGUACCGGCAGCCCAUACCUGACUGCUCAGAUCCUGACAGAGCCCAAGGCAGUCGAUCUUCGGCAUCCCCGACAGCCCGUCCGAUGUCCGGCAUCUACGGCCACUCUCCCAUGCCGUCUGAUGAUGGACGGGGACUGCACCACCAAGCUGUGCCACAGAACGAACGAUCACGAUCUUCAAUGUAUGGCAUGCUUGCGAGGCAGAGUUCCGGCAAUGGCUCGAGCUAUCCGGGCUCCAUACCUACGAGAGAGCCAAGCCACAAGGACAGUUCUGUAAAUCCUGCUCGGCAAUCACAGCUGCCUCCCGGCUCCGGGCCGCUACCACCACGAAGGAGUUCUAAAGGCAUGGGCGCUAGCUAUGUAUCAGCCCAUGCAGGCACCCCUUCUCAACGAGAGUCCUACGUUCCUGAGAUGCCGUUACCCAACAGCAGCGAGGAGUGGAAGGAUCGUGGUGCCGCCGUCGGAGUACGGAGGGAAACAGACGCGAACGGAAAGACGAUUGUUCGACAUGUCAAAAAGGGAGUUAGGGACUUCAGUUUCGGUCGAGUACUUGGCGAAGGCUCGUACAGUACGGUCUACUUAGCCACUGAUCGACAGACGCUCAAAGAGUACGCCAUCAAAGUCCUGGAAAAGAAGCAUAUCAUCAAGGAAAAGAAGAUAAAGUAUGUCAACAUCGAGAAGAACACCCUGAACCGCCUCACCGAACACCCAGGCAUCGUGCGGCUCUACUACACAUUCCAAGACGAAGCUUCGCUUUACUAUGUCCUUGACCUAUGCAACGGUGGCGAGCUGCUCGGGGUACUCAAGAAGACAGGCACCUUUGAUGUAGAGUGUACACGGUUCUAUGGCGCCCAAAUUUUGGAUGCAAUUGACUAUAUGCACUCAAGGGGAGUCAUUCAUAGAGACCUCAAACCCGAAAACGUUCUUUUGGACGAUCAUAUGCACGUUAAGAUCACCGAUUUUGGCACCGCAAAGUUGCUCAAAGACCCCAGAGAGACACAGAACUCUGGUGAAGGGGCAAGGGGGCUGCCGGAGAGCAGUCGCGGCGAUGGAGAAGACGAAAGCCGUGCAGCUUCAUUUGUAGGGACUGCCGAAUACGUCAGCCCUGAACUUUUGACAAGCAAGAAUGCUUGCAAGGCGAGUGACCUUUGGGCAUUUGGUUGCAUAAUAUACCAGUUACUAGCUGGUCGGCCACCCUUCAAAGCCGGAACGGAAUAUCUCACGUUCCAAAAAAUUGUCAACCUAGAGUACGAUUUUCCAGCCGGGUUUCCGCCUGCAGCUCAGGAUCUAGUGGAAAGAUGCUUGGUUUUAGACCCAGCGCGGCGACUUACGGCCGAACAUAUCCAGAACCACGAAUUCUUUGACGGCCAGCAGUUUGGCAAAGGUCUUUGGAGAACCAAAGCUCCGCGGCUCAGGCCUUAUAACCCUGCACCGCAGGAACCAGCUCUGAUCCAGCUUAACAGCUCUACCGGCAGUCCCAACCCUGUUUCCACGAGAAAUUCACAGCCACCGCCGCAAAGCUCAGCAUUGAAUGGGAGCUCCCGGCCCACCAGAAUUAUUACAGAACUACCCCCCCCAACUCAGCUGGACAUCGAAUGGUCGCCGGUCCUAACACGCAAUAACGAAAGGAUUCUUAAGUUGGGUGACUUGAUGGUCGUUUCUAGUCCGUUACCCAACGGCUCUCAUGGCAAGAGUGGUGAGCACGAAGGCCACAAAAAAUUGUCACGAUUUUUCGGCGGCAGCACGACAAAGAAGAGACAAAGGCUGGUUAUGGUAACCUCUAGUGGUCGGAUACUGCUAGCACCAGCUGGAGGAGACGAAAAGCGCGCAAAGCAAGAGAUAUCGCUGCUUUCGCCUGAAUGUACAUGGAGGACGCAGCUCGAUGUGAAAGGACAAACCGUUUGGUGUGUCGAUGCGGGCGGCGUCCACUAUACGUUUGAGGAACCGAAGGGAAAUUCCAGCUCCCCUGACAGUGGCUCAGCCGCCAACGAUUGGAUAGAAUCUUUAGAGAGGGCCAAAGAAUUGGCCGUUUCUCAAAAUCUUGUCGGCGGUUACGUCAGCGAUAAUGGCUUUGCAGAUAUGUCAUCGGCAGUGUCAAGUCCAGCAAGCACGUUAGGUGGACGAGGAGCCUAUCCAGAGAGCUUCAGUGUCAGCGACCGGUCCGGCCGAAACCACCUUAGCAAAAGCCAGGCAAGCUUAGAAGACUCGUCUUCCACCAAGCGCAAUCGAUUCAGCAAACGACAGUCCAAAAAUGGACUGGGAGCACAAUUUUAG
This is a messenger RNA of Colletotrichum truncatum, 2592 nucleotides long. Its product is annotated as AGC PDK1 protein kinase. The record is from RefSeq and is a predicted model, not a curated record. Gene Ontology annotation, molecular function: protein serine/threonine kinase activity; ATP binding. Gene Ontology annotation, biological process: intracellular signal transduction; peptidyl-serine phosphorylation. NCBI's taxonomy places the organism in Eukaryota, Fungi, Ascomycota, Sordariomycetes, Glomerellales, Glomerellaceae.